Molecule: messenger RNA, 3825 nt
Organism: Ectocarpus siliculosus
Lineage: Eukaryota; Phaeophyceae; Ectocarpales; Ectocarpaceae
Source: the annotation of a GenBank genome assembly
AUGAGCGCCAGCGAUGCGUUCGACGUCAACGCUGCGCUGGCAGAGCUUCGUGCAAGCGCGAGCUCCGCGGCCCAGAGUCAGCUACCACCGUCUCAGCAGCCGAGCUUGCCGCCGUUGCCGUCGUUCGAGCUCCCCAAAGGCGUCCAAAUCCCCACGCCGUCGCAAGUGUUGGAUGCCAUCCCGAAGCUGACGUUGCCGAGCCUUCCGGAGCUACCCGCGGGAGCGGCGCAGCCGAGCACAGCCAACCUCCUGCCGCCCGAGCUUCUUCAGCCGACCGGCGACACCUGGAUUUUUUCGCGUCUGUCAGAGGCGGCCACGAAGGCAUCGGAGUCAUCCCUGAACGCUGCCUCCAGGCUCCUGCCCCCGACCCCGGACAAGUACGCCCAGCUGGCUACCCAGAUCUCCGACUCCUGCGGGCGUGCCUCGCUCCAGGUGUCGAACGCCCUGGACGCCCUCGUGGUGGCAAACCCUUCCCUCGCACCCGCGGUGGCCCACCUGCGGUCCUCGUUGACAGACGCCCUCGCCUCCCUGGGCGAGGCUUACGCGGCUGGCGAUGCCUUGAUCCCGGAGGAGUACAAGCCCUUCGCUGCCACCCUGGUGAUCGGCGCGGGGGCGACGGCGCUGGGAAUGUCCAUGGCCGCCCUCUCGGAGGAAGGGAAGGUGUCGAGGGAGGCGAAGAACGCGCCACUGCCUCGGGAGUACGACCUCCCAGCCAUCAUGAACUACUACAACUCGAGGCCACUGACACUUCUCUCGAGGCUCGCGGAGGUGUCAUACCGGCUGGGCUCCCUCGCCGCCAAGCUUUGGCUGGACAGGAAGGUCGGCGACGGCAGCGGGUGGGAGAAGAACAUGGACUCGAGGGCCACAGAGUUCGUGGAGUUUGUCCAGGGGGCAGGUCCGGCGUUCAUCAAGAUUGGCCAGGGAGUUUCGAUCCGGCCAGACAUUUUGCCGGAGCCCUACCUCAAGGAGCUUUCCAAGCUUCAGGACAGGGUGAACCCGUUCGACUCCGGAGACGCCAGGAGAAUUCUCGAGCAGCAGCUGGGCAAGCCCCUCCGUGAGAUCUUCCUCGAUGCCGACACGGCCUUCGAGAUCCCCGUAGCCGCGGCGUCACUCGGUCAGGUAUAUAAGGCGACCCUGGUGACGGGGGAGGUGGUCGCCGUGAAGGUGCAGCGACCGGACGUGCUGGAGUCCGUAACGCUGGACCUGUACGUGAUCAGGCUGCUGCUGCUCUUCAUCGCCAAGAACGACUCUACGAGGGAGAGCGCGCUCAGCAUCUUGGGGGUGAUCGACAACUGGGCCGACCGCUUCUUGCAGGAGCUGGACUAUCUUCAGGAGGCCGCGAACGGCGACAGGUUCCGCCGAGAGAUGGCGGAGAGCAAGACCCUCGGGGAGGCGAUCCUCGUUCCUCAGGUCUACACAUCCUUGAACACGCGCUACAUCCUGGUGACGGAGUGGGUCGAGGGCGUGAAGGUGGACGCUAUCGACUCUUCCACGCCAGCCGGGCGCGAGCGGCUGAAGAAGAUCGUGGCAACGCUUCUCAACUCCUACCUGGCUCAGCUGCUGGAGUCCGGCUUCCUGCACGCCGACCCCCACCCGGGUAAUUUCCUGUGCACCCCCGACGGACGGCUGUGCGUGCUGGACAUGGGCCUGAUGACCGAGGUAGGAGAGGACCAGAGGUACGCCCUGUUGGAGUACGUUUCACACCUCACCGCCAAGGACUACGAGGCCACGCUCUACGACCUCAUCGUGCUCGGCUUCAUCCCCGAGGAGAUCGGCCAGGACCCGGAAAAGGCCGGCAUCGUGGCGCCCCUGCUCGCCACCGUGCUGGAGCAGCUCUCCAACGGCGGCGGAGCCAAGUCGGUGACGGUCGAGACGGUGGGCGAAGAGGUGGAAGAGCUGGGCCGGCAGUACCCCAUCCGAAUCCCGGCCUACUUCGGGCUCAUCAUCCGCGCUUUCUCCGCCCUGGAAGGGCUCGGGCUGCAGCUGGAUGAGCAGUACUCCAUCGUGAACGAGUGUUUCCCUUACCUGGCGAGGCGUCUGCUGACGGAGGACUCGGACCGGAUGCACAAGAUGCUCCGAACCUUCUUGUACGGCAAGGACGGCCGGUACCUCAAGGUGGACCGGGUGGACGAUCUCGUCGACGGCUACUCCCAAUUCACCGCCCUCGCAGACGAGGCCUCCAAGGGUCUCGCCGUGGACGGGGUGAAAGACCCCCUCGGUCGCACCUCCCACGUUCCGACAGCCACCGCCGCCGCUACCGCCGCCGCCGCCACCACCGCCUCCGCUGAAACCCCAACCUCUCAGCAACACACCGCCGCCUCUUCUUCCUCCCGACGGCGGCAAGGGCCACAAUCGCCGGCGCCGUUGUUUGGCGGCGGUGGCGGCGGCGGCGGCGGGGGUGCGCCAGCUUCGGUCCCUGCGUUUGCUUCUGCGGGGGCGACCUCGGUGGCAGGGGCCGCCGAGGGGGCUCCGGGAGGGGCGAUGGCGGUUGGAGUGGACCCUAUCCAGGACCCGGUGGCAAGGGAUGCCCUCAAGCUGCUGUUUUCGAAGGAGGGAAACUACGUUCAGGAGCUUGUGGUGGAGGAGCUGGUCCGAAUGACGGACGCGCUUAGCCGGGAGGCUAACCUCCAGAUCAUCCAGGCCCUGAGGACGUUGACGGAGGCGCCGCUGUCCCCGGCGAGGAUCGCGCGCGCGCUGGCGGAGGCGCCGAUGAACCCGUUGCUUGCACCCCUGCAGAUCCCCGUAAAGGUGCAAUCGUUCGCGCUGUCUAGAAUAUUCAACCGCCUCGAGGUGGCGCUGGAGCUUACCCAAGAGGACCAGGAGAGCCUCAAGGCCCUCCGACGUCUCCAGCAGCUCCUGCAGGGGGGCAUCAACAACGACGGCGGCGAGAACUCGUCGUCCUCCUCGUCGUCGUCGAGAGGCGUGGGCUUCCCCUUGCCCCCGUCGCCGGCGGCGCUGCUGUCCGGAGGCGGGAGCAUCUUCCCUUCGGGGUUCUCGUUGCAGCCCGGGGCGGCGGUGGGCCCGCGGGAGGCCGUGGACGCGGCGCGACAAGCGGCGGGGCUGGCGUCGAUGAUCGGGCCCGGCGUGGCCUCCAUCGCGCAGAAGUUCUUGGUCCAGCUUGCAGCGAGGACGCUUGACCGUCUUGCCGAUAGCUUCGACGAGCAAGGGAACAAGGACGGUGCUGGUGGUGCUACUACCGUCGAGGGUGUCGCGUCAGGUGUCCGGGAACCGGCAUCAACACAGCGGGGGCGGUUCUACGCCGACGAGAGUAAAUAAUAGUACCCCGAACACCCCCCACAAUGCUUGCGCGAGGACGCUGCGCAUGGAAAGUUUUGUAUGUUCACUCGGAAACGGGGAGAGUAGAAACAAGAAUCGAAGGGGGGGUGACGAAACAAUGUGUGGUUUCCGACCGUUCUUGGUAUUGUCGUUUGUCGUUCCGUCGUGAAGAAAACAGGCGAGAGUGUGGCUCGGGCACAGGAGCCCCCUCUGUCCACAUUGCCGUUGUAUAGUUUCGUGACGAUGUCGGAUAACGUGCACUCCCACCUCCGCUGCUGGUCUUUGGCGAUGUGAGAUGAUUUCACCCACAAAGCUGGCAGCGGAGCUCAUUUUGACGUGUGACAGUUUCUUGGGUUAUGGUUGUUGUCAAUGUAUGGUACCUUGUUUCACAGAUGCCUGUGUGUUGCUAUUGUCUGCGAAACCUACAAGCUUAUCCCGAGGGACUGUGGCAGAAAGAAUCCGGGUUCGCGAGGGCCAAUCAGCUGCCUCCCUUUAAAUUGGCGCCUACUUUUGGCGUCUUGUCUAUUUUCGAGUAGUUUUGGCAAACAA